UUUUUCUUACAUCAUUUUAAAGAAAGAAUUCCAUAAUCUUCAAUUAAAAAACUUCAUGAAAGUUUUUGUCUGUUAAAAACACCCAACCAAGCCCCAAACACCCCACUAACCCAAACAAACACACAAUUUUCAGUUUUCUUUCUUUGAUUUAUAGUUUUUUUUUUUUUUUUUUUGGUUUUCUGAGUCUGAUAAAGAGAAGAGAAAUGGAAGGCAAAGAAGAGGAUGUUAGAUUGGGAGCCAACAAGUUUUCAGAGACGCAGCCAAUUAUGACUGCAGCUCAGAGCCAAGAUGAUGGAAAGGACUACAUUGAACCACCACCAGCACCACCUUUUUGGCGUAGUGAGUUGACCUCUUGGUCAUUUUACCGGGCUGGGAUUGCUGAGUUCGUGGCUACUUUCCUUUACUUGUAUAUCUCCAUUUUGACUAUUAUGGUAUUUGUCAAGGAAAACAAUAGGUGCCAAACUGUUGGGAUUCAGGGGAUUGCUUGGGUCUUUGGUGGCAUGAUCUUUGCUCUUGUUUACUGCACUGCUGGAAUUUCAGGUGGUCACAUCAACCCUGCGGUGACAUUUGGGCUGUUCUUGGCAAGGAAACUAUCUGUGACAAGGGCUAUUUUUUACAUGGUGAUGCAGUGUUUGGGAGCCAUAUGCGGUGCUGCUGUGGUUAAGGGAUUCAUGGGGAAACAGUUUGUUCGUUUGGGUGGUGGAAUCAACUCUGUGUCUUAUGGCUACACCACGGGAGAAGGCCUUGGUGCUGAGAUUAUUGGCACCUUUGUUCUUGUUUACACUGUCUUCUCAGCCACAGAUGCCAAGCGUAAUGCCAGAGACUCUUACGUCCCAAUUUUGGCACCCUUGCCAAUUGGGUUCGCAGUGUUCUUGGUGCACUUAGCCAACAUCCCAAUAACAGGAACCGGAAUUAACCCAGCUCGAAGUCUUGCUACAGCCAUCAUCUACAACAAUUACUGGGGCUGGGAUGACCAAUGGAUUUUCUUGGCUGGUCCAUUCAUUGGUGCAACAUUGGCAGCACUUUACCAUGAAGUUGUGAUCAGACCCAUUCCUUUCAAAUCAACCUUAAUUUCUAAAUUAUUCUUGUUAAUAUAUAAACAGAGAGGGUAGAAAUCAGAUUAAGACCGUAUAGUCUGAGCUCUUAAUAUAGCUAUUUUCUCCAUCCCUUCUGUUCAUGUACAGCAUUUCCUUCACCUCCAUUGAUAAUUUUUCUCUGCCUUGGAAUCUAAAGUGGGUCCUGUAUUCUGGGAAAUUUUCAAGGACUUUCAAUUAUUUUGCACGUAACUUUAUUGUGUGGAUGGAUAUAAUCUAUUAUUAAUAUUCCAUUUUUAUCACCAUCUCGCUUUAUUUUACCACAGUUGUACAAAGAACAAGCAACUUAUUUGGUGUCACUCUCGGUUAAAAGAUUUUAAGGUUAUAGAUUUUUCAUAUUUAAAUAGUAGGAAUCUACUUCUAUUACUAAUAAUUUUGCAUUUUUUUUAAAUUACAAUUUUUAAAGGGAUAGUCAUUGGCUCAUAUAAACCAAUAUCAUAUUGGCAAAAGAUGAACAACAAUAUAAAUUAGGUGGCUUGUUUCUAAAG
Messenger RNA from Durio zibethinus, 1582 nucleotides. RefSeq names its product aquaporin PIP1-2-like. Gene Ontology annotation, biological process: transmembrane transport. Gene Ontology annotation, molecular function: channel activity. NCBI's taxonomy places the organism in Eukaryota, Viridiplantae, Streptophyta, Magnoliopsida, Malvales, Malvaceae. The record is from RefSeq and is a predicted model, not a curated record. Gene Ontology annotation, cellular component: membrane.